This is a messenger RNA of Rhinocladiella mackenziei CBS 650.93, 1581 nucleotides long. RefSeq lists its product as uncharacterized. The transcript has a single exon. The record is from RefSeq and is a predicted model, not a curated record. The coding region runs from base 1 to 1581 and encodes 526 amino acids. NCBI's taxonomy places the organism in Eukaryota, Fungi, Ascomycota, Eurotiomycetes, Chaetothyriales, Herpotrichiellaceae.
AUGUCAAUAAAAAGGGUCGACCCGUUUCACAGUGCCACCAUUGCCGAGGCUUGCGCAAAGCCCGCUCUCAGCAUGUCAAGUGCGAAUGUCAUGACAAAGCUCACUCGAAAGAGGAUUGUCCUCAUGAAAAGAAUGAAGGGAAAUCUGGUAUGCCCGCUUACAACCGUUCCAUUCGGCCACAAACUGACACGACCUCAAGAAUCACACACUUGCUGUUGCCAGCACGGCGCACGCUGUACCUGUUCUCUCAAGAAGGAACACCUCGACACGGUGCCCGAAGAUAUCCCGCAACUCAUUCAACCCAAGGAACAUCACAAGCAGCGCCUGAACAUGAAUUCGCACGAUCCUAAGACGACGAUCUUUACAAAUGGUCAUCACAAACCGGUCCAUAAGUUCAACGACGCUCACAAUCAGCUCGGAAAUCCCUACAAGAUCCCUUCUCGAUCGAAUUCACUUCAUGGCCAUCGCGAGGUCGCUCAACGUUCCACGGACAGUCUCCCACUCACCAAAUUUGCAAAGCCUUUCCAUGAGUCACCCUUACACAACUCGAUGACGGAAGCCAUGGAUAUAGUCCAGCGCAAGGUUAAAUCGGAACACAAUUCACCUGUUCUCGGACCUCAAAAUUUGGCAAAUCCUUCGAUCCGAGAUCUUCAAAUCCCAAGCUUUGAUCCCAACGCCUACUCAUAUUCCCCUUUUGGUACCGACACUCCCAACAGCCUGCAGAAUAGCCAAAAUGCCAGUCAGCAAGACCUUACCCUCCCUGAACGAUUUCCGGAGGCCUGGUUCAUGACUUACGAACAGGCUCACGAGUAUGAGCCGCCACCGGGGUCAAAAUAUAACGAGAUUGACUGGUCGACCUUCAACCUGGAUGGCAACGGUAGCGUCUACAAUACCGACAAGGCCAAUUCUCCCUACCUGUCACAACAAGUCCCACACCAAGCUAUUGAUCUGUCUAAUCAAAUCAGUCAGGCUGGAAUCACAUCGUCCAGCGGAGAAGCGUCUGAAGUAGAAGACCUGUCUCCACCAUCAAAUCGUUGGGGGAAUGAUCGUUCCAUCAACAAUGAUCGACAGAGUGGGGUGGACAACUUCAAUGACUUGAGCAGCAUUGGAGGCGAUGAUGCUUCUGACAGAUAUCGGUUGAGUUCUGCCUCGUCUUACUAUGGAACCCCUCAAGCCAACCUGUUGGCCGGUGACAACAUUGCAAGCCUCGACAUUGACGACUUUCUCAAGCAGGCUGAAGCCGAAACAAAACGCAUGCAGUUACAACAGCAAAUGGCCCAGAUGCAAAUGGCUUCGCAAGAACCACCACAACCAUCGCGAUUGUCAAGUGCGAGUCGAGGUAUGACUCCUAAUAUCUCUACUCCAGGAAGUACCGGAAAUGGCGAACAUCCGUACACGAUAAGUGAGGCACAAAGAUACGCUCAUAUGGAUGGAAUGUCGAACGAUCCUGUCGUGCAACCAAAACCUGCCAUGCCAGCUUCCAGUAUGGCCGAUGACCCUUCAUGGUCGGCUGCACCGGAUAUGUCGAAUCCCGAAUUAACCCUGGAUGACGAGCGAGAAGACGAAGAUUGGGUUCGGUGA